CCAGUAAAAGUUCGUGUUGUUGUGAUGUAGCUCUCAGCCGAGGGACUUUACCCUCCUGAGACCGGUUCCGACCAGUUACCGCCCGCUCAUGCUCCUCUUCUCCGGCCUGAGGAGCGUCUGCCAACGGUCGCGGCUCCGCUCGUUCACCGGGCGAAAGCUAAGCUAACCGCCGGCUAAAGCUAACCACCGGGCCGCCGAGUCUGAGAUGAGCCGCGGUUCGUGUCGCUCGUCCCGUCCAGCUGUGUGACCCGGUACCGUGUGUGAGGACAGACCGGUACCAACACGAUGUGGCAGAGCCUCGGCCUCACGCUGCUGGUCAUCGUGGCCACGCUGGUCUGUGCGCUGCUCUUCAUGAUGUUCGGUUGGUACGUCGUCUGGCAGCUCUUCCUCUCCAAGUUUAAGUUCCUGCGUGAACUCAUCGGGGACGCUGGCACCCCGCAGGCCGAAACUCAACCGUCCGACACCAAGAGCGAGCGUCUGAGCGGGGGCCCAGCGAGGAGCCGGGGCCGGUCCACACGCCAAAGAGUCUCCUUCCCAGAGAGCACCUCGUAGAGGAGCACAGCUGCUCCUCCUCACCGGGACACUUCACUCUGAGCAGGCUGACCUCCUUCAUCUUCAUCACUGUUUCCUGUUUGUUCUUUGAGUCCGAGCUGCUUCCUGUCUGGGGGGGGUCGUGUUUUUAACGAUGAUGAACCGUUUACCUGACGAGUCUGAAACACAACGUGCAAUGAAUCUGGAGCCGGAGGUGACCCCGUCAGACCCCGUCUGAUCCUGACUGACCCCGUCAG
Messenger RNA from Nematolebias whitei (Rio pearlfish), 788 nucleotides. RefSeq names its product small integral membrane protein 13 (gene smim13). The transcript is spliced from 2 exons. Bases 286 to 552 code for a protein of 88 amino acids. The record is from RefSeq and is a predicted model, not a curated record. NCBI's taxonomy places the organism in Eukaryota, Metazoa, Chordata, Actinopteri, Cyprinodontiformes, Rivulidae.